AUGGAUGGAUUUACCACUGAGAUCGUAGACAACCACGCCAAGUUUGACCCUCGUGGGAGCAGCACAUACAGACAAAACGGCAGACCUCUCAGUAUCACAUAUGGCACUGGCAGCAUGACUGUGAGCCAAACUGAGGCCCCCUUCAUGCAGAACAUGCAGGCUGACGGUAUAUUUGGUCUGGCCUACCCAAGCCUGUCUCUCUCCAGUGCAACACCUGUGUUCGACAACAUGAUGAAUGGGGGCUUGAUCAACCAGAACCUCUUCUCCGUGUAUCUGAGCUCUAACAAUCAGCGAGGCAGUGCGGUGACUUUUGGUGGUGUUGAUACCAAUCACUACUCUGGUUCCAUCACCUGGAUUCCUCUCUCCAAUGAACUGUACUGUCAGAUCACAGUUGACAGUGUUUCUGGUAAUGGUCAGGCUGUAGCUUGCAAUGACGGCUGUCAGGCUAUUGUGGACACUGGAACCUCUAUGAUUGUUGGACCUCAGAGCGACAUUGACAACAUCAAUGCCUGGCUGGGAGCAAGUAGCCAGAAUGGAGAGUACAUUGUCAACUGCAGCAACAUUGGCCAAAUGCCUGAUGCGACCUUCAACAUCAAUGGAAACCAGUUCACUCUGCCAGCCUCUGCCUAUGUCUAUCAGGUUCAGUAUAGUAGCUGUAUCACAGGCUUCGGUGCUACAGGUGGCAACAUGUGGACCCUGAGUGAUGUCUUCCUCAAACAGUAUUAUUCAAUCUACAAAAGAGGCAGGAAUAUGUUGGGUCGGGCCAAGGCUAGAUAA
Molecule: messenger RNA, 777 nt
Organism: Pundamilia nyererei
Lineage: Eukaryota; Metazoa; Chordata; Actinopteri; Cichliformes; Cichlidae
Product: pepsin A-like
Exons: 7
Coding region: 1-777 (258 amino acids)
Biological process (GO): proteolysis
Molecular function (GO): aspartic-type endopeptidase activity
Source: RefSeq, a predicted model, not a curated record